Chara braunii is the source of this 1050-nucleotide messenger RNA. Lineage: Eukaryota; Viridiplantae; Streptophyta; Charophyceae; Charales; Characeae. The record is from the annotation of a GenBank genome assembly.
GGCUUUGGAGGACCCGUCCUUGCAGACAAAGACGGGCAAUCUGAAGACCCCGACGUACCAGAUGGUUGAAGAUUGGGUUUGCCAGUGGGCAAAAACAAAGACAACGGAGGAUAUCACACAGGCAUUCGCAAUGUGUGGCUUGGUGCGCAAGGAGGAUUUUGAUGUGGACAAGUUGCACGCGCCGCUGAGAGCAUUGUACAACGAUGUGGUCGACAUGGACGACUUGAAUAAUCACUACGCGGAACGGUUUGCUGAGGCACCAGUCCCUAUGAACGUGGCUUUGCUCACUGCGCCAGAGUACUUCAUCCCUGAGGAUGUGUUCGAAGGUCAGCCUAACAGUUACUGGCAAUGCCUUCGUCGGGCUGUGUUGGGUAGAGCACCGUCCAUUACUUGUGCAGAGUUCCGGUCCAACAUUGUGAACCACGUGAGGAGUAUGAAAAUCCUUGCUGACAUCAUUGGCGAUGCGUACUUUGCGGAUCUUGGGUCUGGUGUGACCCUUGACGAGGAGUACAUAGCUUAUGCCAUUACCGAGGUCCACACUGUGACUGUUCGCAUCCAGAGUGGGAAGGACUCAAGUUACUGGAGUUUUGAACAUCCCGACGCUACGGCCGUAAUUGAUCUUGUGUACGGAGUUUUGAGCAUCCCGACGCUACGGCCGUAAUUGAUCUUGUGUGUGUGGAUGGUUUCUAGGUGCUGAAGUCGUCUUUGGAGCCGCCCGGGAGAGGACAGCCCCUCCCCUUUGGGCCCCUGUCCCACCCCCAUGGGCCUUUUGCAGGGCCUGCGCAGUUAAUCCCCUGGUCUUCCAGGGCAAUCACUGCUGGCGGGCCCUUCGGUAGCUCUGUAGCUCUGUGUGCUGAGUAUGUGUAUUGCUACUGGACGCUGGACCCGGUUUCCAGCAGGUGACAGGCCUGCCACAGGGAGCUGCUCUUACCGCUUCCUUUAGGAGGCUGACGCUGGCGUUAAAAAAAAAAAAAAAAAAAAAAAAAACUGUUUCGAAGGUGAGCUCCCGAGUAGGGAAUUUGCAGAGUUAGAUAAAAGUGAGGCAAUGCG